UCACAACGUUUAAGCGCAGCCAAUCACUCCAUUUUUAUCAAUUCUAUAAUUAUCUUAAAUGUUGAAUGAGAAUCCCCUUCUACCAUGGAAAACAGCCAAUCCCUCUCUCUCCCUCUCUUAUCCUCAACCACCUCCACCUCCACCUCCACCUCCACCUCCGGCACCGGCACCGGCGCCCCCGCAACUCCCACUUCUCCUAACCAUUCCCUCUCCCUUUCAAACCAGGCCGUCGCCGUCCGCCUCCUUCUGGUGGCCGUCGUCGGACUAACUUCACUUUGGGCCAAUCACGAAGCCUCAAAAGGCUUCGAUAUCACAAUUCUCAACAACGCCAAAGGCUCCCCCGCCGGUCAACGCUUCGAUCUCUUCUAUGUCUCAAAUGACGAAGCCACGCGCCUUCUCCUCAACGCGAGUAGCUUCAUUGAAAAUCUGAUCUACCCUUCUCCAGACUUUUCGAAGAAGAAAGUUAAGAGCGUGCAUCUCACGCUCUCCCUCCGCGAUCUCUCUUCUAAUGUUGUCGCCGUCGAGCAGCUCGACGGCGGUGUUGACUUUGUCGUUCAUUUGAGCCCUUCUAUUUUCAAUGAGAGAAACGUGAAUCACGCCAUGUCAGCGGCGGUUCUCAGAGGGAUGUCGCGCGUGUGGCUAUGGAAUGGAGAGGGCCACGCGCCGCCCUCGCUUCUCGACGGAAUGGUCGAGCAUAUUGUCACGGCGGCCGGAUUCGUCGAGAAGAAAUAUUCUGGUGGGGCCGUUAGCACGUUGGCGGCAUGUGAGCCCAUGUGGUGGAAGGAUAUAGACCCUAUGGAGGUCGCAAUGUUUCUCGACUAUCACGAAAGACAGCAGCAGGGUUUCAUCCAACGGUUGAAUCAAGGUUUGAAGUCCAGGUGGCAUGAUCGGACGGUCGAGGAUGUGCUGGGUGUGCCAGCUCAGCGCCCAUGUGGUUCGCUCAAUUCUUCCGAGAGCCUAUAGGGCAAUGGGUUGUCCACAUGGGUAAAUUACUCCAAUCUACCGAACGCAGUACCGUUCUUGAAUUGCCACGUCGGAUGUGCAUUUUCUUUUUCCUAAAUUUUUCUGGCAUCUGGUCUUACAAUUUUGUUUAUUGUUUAAAUAUUUUUGUAAGCUAUGAAUUGUACAACUUGUGUUAAAUACUCGUGAUGCUACACUACAGACAAAUGCUGAUGGUCUGUUAUAAAUAGUUGUUUGCUUCAUGGUGUAUCUUGUCCUUGCUAGAAAAUUUAUGAUAAUUAUUUAUUUUUAGUUUAACAUCA
This is a messenger RNA of Benincasa hispida (wax gourd), 1262 nucleotides long. Its product is annotated as Plant basic secretory protein (BSP) family protein. The record is from RefSeq and is a predicted model, not a curated record. NCBI's taxonomy places the organism in Eukaryota, Viridiplantae, Streptophyta, Magnoliopsida, Cucurbitales, Cucurbitaceae.